Molecule: messenger RNA, 480 nt
Organism: Suillus paluster
Lineage: Eukaryota; Fungi; Basidiomycota; Agaricomycetes; Boletales; Suillaceae
Exons: 1
Source: RefSeq, a predicted model, not a curated record
CAGACUCUCACAGUUUGCACAGCUGUCGACAAGGCCAGUCAGGAGCUUGGUCUCAAGCAACGUAGAGACCUUCUCCGUCUGAACGUGGGGGCGCUGAAGUCCACGUCGCCUCUUCUGGGGCAUGUCAGUCUCUUUGAGGGCAUGCCAGUCAUCCUGCGCAGCCAUAACCUAUCCACAGACCUUGGAAUCACCAAUGGUGCACAGGGGAUAGUGCGAAAAAUAUUCACCGCACUAUGUCCUGCAGGGUUCAUGUAUGCCACUUGUAUGUUGGUGGAGUUCACGCACAGCAAGGUACACCUGACUGGCCUGCCCAUUGGAUAUUAUCCGAUCAUUCCAUCAACGUGGACAUUUACCACAUCCAUUGUUAGUGACGAUGGUAACACAGAGAAGAUACAAAUAACCAGACAUCAGCUUCCCAUCCAACCAGCUUUCGCAGUCACUGGGCACUCGGCACAAGGGAAGACACUGCCCCAUGUCCUU